AUGAAAUUCACCAGAGCAUGUUCAGUUUUCGCUUUCCUCCUUGCUGUUAAGUUGUUAACUCCAGAAUGCCACUGUGAUCAUGUAAAUAAGAAACCCCACGUGCACAGCAAUCACGGCCAUGGUAAUGGUAAUUGUGGAGUCAACCAUGGGAACUCAUCUGCUAAUUCAGGUAAUCUAAGCAGCACAGGCAAUUCAGGCAAUUCAGGCAAUUCAGGCAAAUCAGGCAAUUCAGGUAAUUCAUGUAAUUCACCCUGCUCCAAUGUUGUAUCAGGAAACUCUUCAAAUUCUGUAAGCGCCCCGGUCUCCGGCGCCUCUGCAUCAUCUGCUAAAUUAUCAGGCCCAGGAACCAUCCCUCCAGCUCCAACCCCAUCUCCAGUAAAACCCUCACCUAAAGAUGACGCGGGAAAGGCAAUUGACCAAAUUGAUGAUCAAAUUGAGAAGAAAAAUAAAAAGAAAAAAUUAUGCGUAAUAUCAUCAGCAGCUACAGCUUUGGCUCUCUUACUAGGAGGAGCAGUGGGAUUGGGAAUUUACAAAAAGAGAAAGGCACCACAGGUAAACGGAGAGAAUACAAAUGAAACCCCCGACACCGACAGUUCUGAGUCCGUCGUAGAAGGAAAUACAGAAACGACCGAUGCAACUGAUUCUCCCACCGACCCAGAAACCCCAGUAGAAUCAUAA
Plasmodium knowlesi strain H is the source of this 678-nucleotide messenger RNA. Its product is annotated as early transcribed membrane protein. The record is from RefSeq and is a predicted model, not a curated record. Lineage: Eukaryota; Apicomplexa; Aconoidasida; Haemosporida; Plasmodiidae. The coding region runs from base 1 to 678 and encodes 225 amino acids. The transcript has a single exon.